Helianthus annuus (common sunflower) is the source of this 801-nucleotide messenger RNA. RefSeq lists its product as uncharacterized. The record is from RefSeq and is a predicted model, not a curated record. NCBI's taxonomy places the organism in Eukaryota, Viridiplantae, Streptophyta, Magnoliopsida, Asterales, Asteraceae. The coding region runs from base 1 to 801 and encodes 266 amino acids. The transcript has a single exon.
AUGAACAGGGAAAUCGCCAAAGCUAGAGAGAGAGUUAGGGUUUAUUAUUUGCAGACUACUGUUGCGGAGCUUAUAGAUGCGGAUGGUAAUUGGAGGUGGCCUCAAGCAUGGUAUGAUUUAUUUCCGGUGCUCAUAAAUGUAAUGGUUCCGCCUCUUGUUCCUGGUUCGGAUGACAGGCUUGGAUGGAAAAACGUGGAAGGAAAAAUUGUGCAUUUUAACUCUUGGGAAGCUUGGAAUAACCUUCGGGUUAGGGAUAACAAGGUGGCUUGGGUGAAUAUGGUUUGGUAUGGCCAAUGCAUUCCAAGACACUCGUUUCAUUUUUGGUUGGUUUUAAAAAAUAAGUUGAAGACUCAGGAUAGGUUGGCGGUAUGGGAAGCGGGGAGUGAGACAAAUUUACGUCUUAUGUGUUGUCCCCUUUGUAACUAUGGACGAGACUCUAGAGAUCACUUAUUCUUUCAAUGCUCUUAUGCGGCUAAGAUAUGGAACAUUGUCAAGAAAAGGAUCGAUAUGGGGAAUGUAAACGACAAUUGGAGCUCAAUAAUGGCGUGGAUAGAGCAGAAUGCUGCUUCUAAGAAGCUGGAACACAUUGUUUGUAAGCUUGUUGUUGCGGCUUCUACAUACUUCAUAUGGCAAGAAAGGAAUAACCGGCUGUUUUCAAACAUUCAAAGGAAGGAAGAGACGGUGGCACAAGUUAUUCUCGAUAUGGUGCGGCUUCGUAUAAUGGGCUUCAAGAUCGAACGAGACGUUAACCAUAGGAAGCUUUUGGAAACAUGGAGAAUAAUGGAAGACGACCCGGGCUGA